Molecule: messenger RNA, 2335 nt
Organism: Trichomycterus rosablanca
Lineage: Eukaryota; Metazoa; Chordata; Actinopteri; Siluriformes; Trichomycteridae
Gene: tnfrsf21
Product: tumor necrosis factor receptor superfamily, member 21
Exons: 6
Coding region: 127-1935 (602 amino acids)
Biological process (GO): negative regulation of myelination; negative regulation of B cell proliferation; adaptive immune response
Cellular component (GO): plasma membrane
Molecular function (GO): protein binding
Source: RefSeq, a predicted model, not a curated record
AAUGCGGAUCAGAUACUCCUGAUACACACGCGUUCCUCCCCGAUUACAAAGACUAACCGCUGUCUGGACCGGUCCAUAUUUUGAGAACAGUCAUUGGGUUCAGUGCCCAAUUUGUGUUCGGGGAAAAUGUCGAUCUGUUGGUCGUUAACGCUACUGUACACCCUGGCUGGAGAAGUUUGGGCCCAGACUCUAACCAACCAAAGCUCAGAGCGGGCUCUCUCUACCCACCGCUACCACCAUAUUGAUCCAGCCAUGGGGGCUCAGAUUACAUGUGAAAAGUGCCCGGCGGGCACCUACGUAUCUUCCCACUGCACUGAGACCAGCAUGCGCGAGUGUAGUCGCUGCCCAGCGGAAACUUUUACACGGGGUGAGAACGGCGUGCAGCAGUGCCAUCUCUGCCAGAGACGCUGCCAGGAACCAUUUAUUGAAAAAUCCCCUUGCACAGCUACUUCAGAUCGUUUAUGUGCAUGCCCAGCUGGCACGUAUGCCCUGGCUGGUGAGUGCCGCCGACACUCACUGUGCAUGCCUGGCUGGGGUCUGCGAAAGCGGGGAAGUGAGACAGAGGAUGUGCGCUGUCGCAGGUGUAUACGUGGCACCUUCUCGGAUGUGGCCUCUGCUGUGCUGAGAUGUCGGACACACACAAACUGCCAGGCACUAGGGCUCGUGCUGCUGCUUGAGGGCACUGAGGAGAGGGACAAUGUGUGUGGACCAGAAGCAACAAACCUGGUUGAAUCAUCAACGUACAGCAGUGACUCAGCACAAAGAGCCUGGUCAUCAGCAUCCCUCAUGAAUUCAGCAAGUUCUAAAACGGCCCUCAGCAUCAAAAACACUCUGACCUCCACAAGCAUCUUCGAGGAUGCAGGGAUCCUAAAUUCACCAACAUCAGAUUCUUUACGACCGUCGAACCUCCAGCCCUCUACUGAGCAAGACAAAUCCAUAUCGGACAAAAAGAUACGUGGUUUGGCCUACAGACCUAUCAGAAGAGGUUCUCCUCGACCCAGCAUGCACAAGCACUUUGAUAUCAACGAGCACCUGCCGUGGAUGAUCGUGCUGCUGCUGCUUCUGGUGCUUGUGGUGAUUGUGGUGUGCAGUAUCAAGCGCAGCUCACGGGUGCUGAAGAAAGGGCCCAGACAGGACCCCAGCAGUAUUAUAGAAAAAGCCAUUCACAACAAGCCCAGCUCCCCUGCUGGGCACAUCAAGGAGAAAUGGAUCUACUACUCCAAUGGCCAGGGUAUUGAUAUUCUAAAGGUGGUGGCAGCCCAGAUUGGCAGCCAGUGGAUUGACAUCUACCAGUCUCUGGCUAAUGCCAAUGAGCGAGAGGUUUCAGCCUUCACCAAAGGCUACUCUGCUGACCAUCAACGGGCGUAUGCCGCCUUGCAGCGCUGGACUAUCUGUGAUGCCGAUGCCAACCUGGCCAAAUUAAUCAAUGCCCUUCACCAUCACCGGCGCAUCGAUGUGGUCGAGAAGAUUCGAAAUAUCAUGGAAGACAGUCCUCAGUUUGACCUGACCCAGUUGAUAACCUCUACAAUUACAAGCCAAGCCACCAGCCCCAAGCCUGUGGAGGCUCAAGGAUCAGUAGUGGAACACUCCCCAAUGGACCGCACCAAAAGCUUCUUCACUGAUGAGUCUGAGCCACUGCUGCGCUGUGACUCCACCUCCAGCAAGGACUCGGCCCUUAGUCGCACAGGAUCUUUUAUAACCAAAGAAAAGAAGGACACUGUAUUGCGGCAGGUGCGCUUGGACCCAUGUGACCUACAGCCCAUCUUUGAUGACAUGCUGCACAUCCUGAACCCAGAGGAGCUGCUUGUGAUCGAGGAGAUCCCCAUGGCUGAGGAUAAACUCGAUCGUCUGUUUGAGAUUGCUGGGGUCAAGAGCCAAGAGGCCAGCCAGACCCUACUCGACUCUGUCUACAGUCACCUGCCUGACCUCCUGUAGACCUGUUUCACUGCUGCUAGUUGAAAACCCUGCUCAUAAUGGACAGCACACAGUAAGGACUGGCCCUAAAAACUGUCAUACCCUGGAAUGUUUCGAGCAGCUGUGCUGAAACGGGUAUCAAGCAAGUAUAUUCAAAGCCACCGCUCACCAAGUGUAGCAUUUACAGACUUUGCACUGUGGAGCUUAUAAGUGUUCAAAACCUGGUUCAGUUCAGUCUGAUUUCUUAUCACUGUGUAUAAGACUAAUGACAUUUAAUGUUUUUGGUUACUUGCAGACCUGGGGUGUGUUUCCUGAUAAUGAUUAAUCUUAGCAAUUUAUAUACAAGAAUGAUGUAACUUUAAGGAUGCCAGUUUUGUGAGUGUUUCCCCCAAAAAAUUCAAUGUGUACUUCAAUGAUUUAU